Rhizopus microsporus ATCC 52813 is the source of this 1334-nucleotide messenger RNA. RefSeq lists its product as uncharacterized. The transcript has 5 exons. The record is from RefSeq and is a predicted model, not a curated record. Lineage: Eukaryota; Fungi; Mucoromycota; Mucoromycetes; Mucorales; Rhizopodaceae. The coding region runs from base 281 to 1087 and encodes 268 amino acids.
GUUUAAUAGUCUUUUUAAUUGCUUUUUUUUUCUUUUUACUCCUCCCCCUUUUUUUUUCCUGUUGUGGCAACAACAGCAAAAAGAGAACAACCAAAAAGAAGGGAACAAAAAAAAAAUAUACUCUCUCUUUUUUUUAAAAAAAAUAUAGUUGAAUAGAAUGAAAUGGCUCAUAUUAUUUUCAUUCUUACUUUUAUUAUUGUUUAAUUCAAUCCAUGCACAAAGCUGUGUGAAGAGUUGUUCACCAAGUUGUUCCAAUGGCUACGUGUGUGUCGUAGGAACAAUGACAAGCCAGGGUGUUUGUCCUGACCCAAAGUGUAUGCCACCUCAAGUAUUAGGUUUGCCCUCAUCAGACAAUUCGAAUGGCUCAAACAACUCUUCCAAUGCCGGUCUCAUUGGUGGUCUCGUUGGCGGUCUAGUCGGUGGUGGUGCUUUAUUAGGCAUUGCAGGAUUUUUAUUGAUCAGAUACAGACGAAAGAAAAACAAGAUACCACUUGGACUGAAGAAAGCUAUUGUAAAUAACCACAGUAAGAGAUCAAUUACUCCUCGACAAGAAGAAGAGAUGCAAUAUAAUAGAAAUUCCAAAGUUAUGUCAGGAGUUAUACCAGUCGCAUUUGUACCGCCAACAGCUUCUCGUGCACAAAGUUCAAUACUUGACUUGGAUGACGGACGACAUGCAAGCGUCUCAACAUUUACAAGCGUUGCAUCAAGUCAAUGGCAAAACGGUAACGCUGAAAAUCCAUUCGAUGAUCACCAUUUAUCAACAGGAAACAGUAUAAUGACUCAAAGUUAUUUAGGUGGUGUCAGCAGACGAACAUCGACCGAUUCUAACCUAGAGCAACCUCGUACGGCCACGGUCGUUCAAGCAACCCAGGUGGUACGAGCUAAACCUCAAAUUAUGCGCGUGGAUACAGUCAAGAUACAAGAUGGAGUGACUCGAAGUGCAUCCUUUAAAAAGACGCUUAAACCAGAAAAAGAGGACCCCUUUGAUGACAAAAACAAGGCUUCUUCACCUUCUUCAAAACCAACAGACAGCGUCGUCUCUGGUCCUGCAGACGGCGAGAUAACAAUAUUUUGGAGCGGUUCAUAAAUUUUAUUUAAAUCACAAUAUUAGUUUUUGACAGAGACAGUUUUACCAGUCUUUUGGAUAGUAGCUAAUACUUCUUCAAUCGGACGCUCACUAACAACAACUACUUCUUGCUUUUCUAAAUCAGUCUUGACACUUUCAACGCCUAAUCUAUUUAAGGCUCUUUCGACAGCGCCAGAACAGCCAGAACAAGACAUUUCAACAUUGAAAACAUAUGUAGCCAUUUUUUUAGAUAUAAUUUAUAAGCAAU